AUGCAUAAUUUAUUGGGUGUUUCUCUGGUACACAAUCAUUUUCAAUUGAAUGAUGGUGAAUAUGUUGAGACAGCUGUUAAAUCUAUCGAUAUCGACGUUGAACAAUUGAUGGGCAAUUAUUCAACUAAUGGCCAUUCAUUUGUAUUUCAUACCAAGGCUUCAACAUCAUCAUCAUCAUCAAUGAACAGUGCUGUACCAUACAUGUGGGCAUAUGACAAGACUACAAAUGCCUAUUUUCCAACUCAAUCUUUUGAUGGAAACAACAAUAAAAUUGUUGAACGUUUGACAAAAUUGUGCGAUCGAAUCAAUUUGAUCGAAUUUCUCAAUGAAUACAAAGUUGAACUAAUGAAAUAUGGUUUAGAAAAUGAUCUCGGUUUGGUGAUGGCUCCGUUGAUGCGGUCUCCAACAUUAGAAUCAUCUGACGCAGCUGGUCCUUCUGAUUUAUUGCCAUUUGCGUUGCGUGUCUCUACGGGACGUUGUGCAUUUGACUUAGACUUAGACUGCUCUAAUUGUCGUGCCACGAUCAAUACAACCACUAUAGCUAUGCGACGAACCAUCAAUACAAGCAUAAGCCAUGCAAAUACGGUACCCGGUUUAAUGGAAUAA
Molecule: messenger RNA, 606 nt
Organism: Rotaria sp. Silwood2
Lineage: Eukaryota; Metazoa; Rotifera; Eurotatoria; Philodinida; Philodinidae
Source: the annotation of a GenBank genome assembly